GUCGUCUAGGUUUCAGAGUGCAUGUUGUCUAGCUGCCCGCUCUCUCGACUUAGGUUGCGCGCGAGCCGGACUGCAGUGGCCGAAAGUUUCAUGCGCACAAUGGGCGGGUGAGACAUUUGCGGAGAGUGCCGGUGCCGCUGCGCGCAGUGUGAUCAGUCGCGCAGUGCACCGCAAACGAGUCAACGACCGACUCUAGCAUCCCUCAGUCACCUAUACCGACCGCCUCGUGUCCACUUUGAUUGUUACUGCUACCGCUGCUGCUGCUAUGUCUACAAGCGACGACCCGUCAAACCAGGCGCACCUGCAGGAGGGUGGUGCAGUGCACCAUGAGGCACACGAGGAGUUGCACAACGUCGGAAAUGAAGGAACAGACGCACUCGAUCUGAGUGCUCCCGGACAAGACGAGGAAACCCCUUCUCUGCCUCCGCGACCUGAAUCUGAAACUGCAUCCAUCCCACCGAAUAUGCAUGAACGCGUCUCUGCGCCAGCACUGCAGGAGGAGAACGAAUCCCCGGAGGUUGCUGCAUUGCGCGCCAUGUUUCCUGACUUUGACGCAGCUGUCCUGCAGUCCGUUCUCGAGUCCGUGGGCGGUGACCAGGAACGCGCGAUCGAUGUCUUGUUAGGCAUGAGCGACCCGGAUUACGUCUCGACUGCAGCCCCCGCCCCCGUGCACCACGACUUGGCGCUAGAUGAGCAGCUCGCCCGCCAAUUGGCGUUGGAGGACCAGCAACAGGCACCGCGUGCCAGGGGACAGUCGUGGCCUCACCGAGGAGACCUCCCAUAUCAGCCUAGACAGGGCACUCCGUCUCACCCGCAACAACAGCUGAAUGCCACUGGAACUGAACAUGGAGACUUUCAGGAACUGCAGGCGACGCUCGGUCGGAUGGCGGAAAGUGGGAAACGCACGUUCAGUUCGAUUGUCUCGAAGGCAAAGGCGAAGAUCAACGAAUAUAACCAACAGCAGAAUCAGCAACGUUCUGGACAGCCCUCCACUUCACCUCAGAACCCGCAAUGGGGUGCAACAUCUCCCGCACCGCUCGAUCGGCACACAGCGACCGAGGCCUAUAAUCAGGAUUACUAUGCUAAGGCACGCGAGGAUUCUCGCACGCCACCGCCAAUAUCAUUGCGCGACAACAGCAGCUACGGGCUGACGCGGGAUUAUGUCAAGGGCUACGAUGCAGCCUCGAGUGAGUCGAUGGAUCAUGCGCUCACGACGCAAGUCGCUGAGGCAAUGCGCCGUAGGUGAACCGAUUGCGCCCACAUCGACACCUCCUCCCGCAGCCGCGGGCGCUCGCCCAUCGAGCCCUCCCGCUGCUGUCAACCGGCCGUCCAUCUCAUCUCAGCCUCCGUCGGGCGAGACGCCGCGCCCGCCGUCCACAUCAAGUGCAAGUCCUAUCAAUGCGGGUACGUGUUUCGAUACUAUUCCGAGGUUCUCUACUAUCAUUCGGCCGCAUGCUCAUGUUCUUUCGGUCGCUUGAUAGCGAAAUUGGGCUUGCUUCCCAAGCGACCCGUUUCUCUCCUGACCCCGCAGCAGCCUACGAUACCGCGGCGUCAAGAUAGCGAGGA
Molecule: messenger RNA, 1566 nt
Organism: Laetiporus sulphureus 93-53
Lineage: Eukaryota; Fungi; Basidiomycota; Agaricomycetes; Polyporales; Laetiporaceae
Exons: 6
Coding region: 266-1246 (326 amino acids)
Biological process (GO): ubiquitin-dependent protein catabolic process
Cellular component (GO): cytoplasm
Molecular function (GO): ubiquitin conjugating enzyme binding; ubiquitin binding
Source: RefSeq, a predicted model, not a curated record